AUGGUACUAUACAUGCUUUCUCGUACAUUUAGAAUUGCUAGACAACAAACUAGAUUAUUAUCAAGUUCAAGAAUUGCCUUUUCAGCUCCAUCUAAAAUCGAUGCUAAGACCGCUUCUAAUUUAGCUGAAGUUACUGGUCCAGAUGGUUCAUUAAUUGGUCCUGGUGCUACUCCAGGUACUAUUCCAACUGAUUUAGAUCAAGCUACUGGUUUAGAAAGAUUAGAAAUCUUAGGUAAAAGAGAAGGUGUUGAUGUUUUCGACAUAGAAAACCCAAUCACUGAAGGUUCAGGAACCCCUCAAGAUCCUUAUUUAGUUCCAACUUAUUUUGGUUACAGAUAUGUUGGUUGUAAAGGUAAAGAUGGUAAUGAUCAUAAACCAUAUUGGUUGAAAGUUGAAGAUGGUAAAUUAGCAAGAUGUUGGCAAUGUGGUACUACUUUAACUGGUAAAUACUUAGGUGAACCAGGUAUGGCUCAUCAUUAA
Messenger RNA from Scheffersomyces coipomensis, 480 nucleotides. It is a transcript of the gene COX4, whose product is annotated as cytochrome c oxidase subunit IV. Bases 1 to 480 code for a protein of 159 amino acids. Gene Ontology annotation, biological process: mitochondrial electron transport, cytochrome c to oxygen. Lineage: Eukaryota; Fungi; Ascomycota; Pichiomycetes; Serinales; Debaryomycetaceae. The transcript has 2 exons. Gene Ontology annotation, cellular component: mitochondrial envelope. The record is from RefSeq and is a predicted model, not a curated record.